Gasterosteus aculeatus aculeatus (three-spined stickleback) is the source of this 2083-nucleotide messenger RNA. It is a transcript of the gene zc3h15, whose product is annotated as zinc finger CCCH-type containing 15. NCBI's taxonomy places the organism in Eukaryota, Metazoa, Chordata, Actinopteri, Perciformes, Gasterosteidae. The record is from RefSeq and is a predicted model, not a curated record. Gene Ontology annotation, biological process: cytoplasmic translation. Gene Ontology annotation, cellular component: cytosol. Gene Ontology annotation, molecular function: metal ion binding; mRNA binding.
UGUGGCCUAGAAGCGCCGUCGCGCUGCUGUGUUAGCAUCAAGUGGGUGAUGUGGAGCUGACUUCCCCACCGAGGCACCCCGCUUAAAAUACAUAUUUCACGUCUACUCGCGUCUUGUACACAGCGAUACCUGAGCCGACAUGCCUCCGAAGAAACCCGCCCCGCCCGGGGGUGGUAAAAAAACGCAAGAGAAGAAGAAGGAAAAGAUAAUUGAGGACAAGACAUUUGGUCUGAAGAACAAGAAAGGCGCCAAGCAGCAGAAGUUCAUCAAGAACGUUACUCAGCAAGUGAAGCCGCCUACCAGACCGGGCGAGGGAGAUAAGAGCACUAAGAAGAUCGACAAGAAGAAGGAGUUGGAUGAACUCAACGAGCUGUUUAAACCUGUCGUCGCUGCUCAGAAAGUCGCCAAAGGUGUUGAUCCGAAGUCGGUCCUGUGUGCGUUCUUUAAGCAGGGUCAGUGCACCAAAGGAGACAAGUGCAAGUUCAGCCAUGAUUUGACGAUGGAGAGGAAAUGUGAGAAGAGGAGUCUCUACGUGGACGAAAGAGACGAUGAGCUGGAGAAAGACACCAUGGACAAGUGGGACGAGAAGAAGCUGGAGGAGGUGGUCAACAAAAAACACGGAGAGGCGGAGAAGAAGAAAGCCAAAACGCAGAUCGUGUGUAAGCACUUCCUGUACGCCAUAGAGAACAACAAGUACGGCUGGUUCUGGUCGUGUCCGGUGGGGGGCGACGUCUGCAUGUACCGGCACGCUCUGCCCCCCGGCUUUGUGCUGAAAAAGGACAAGAAGAAGGAGGAGAAAGAGGAGGACAAGAUCUCGCUGGAGGAACUGAUAGAGAACGAGCGAGCGGCUCUGGGCGCCAACGUGACCCGGAUCACCCUGGAGACCUUCCUGGCUUGGAAGAAGAGGAAAAGGCAGGAGAAGAUCGACAAAGCCGCGUUGGAGAUGGAGAGGAAGAAGGCUGACUUCAAGUCCGGCAAAUCGCUAGUGGUGAGCGGGCGCGAGGUGUUUGAAUUCCGGCCGGAUUUGAUUGACGAGGACGACGACGAGGCCGCCGACACUCAGUUUGUCAGCGACGAUGAAAACGACGAGGAAAACGAUGAUAAGGCAAGUUUGACGGAGUUCCAGGAUAUAGACCUAUCCCGCUUUGUUCCACAAGAGGUGGACAACACAGGCAUUACAGUCGCAUCCACGGACCGCUUCACCUCCAGGAAUAAGACUCGGCCGGCAGCCACACACAGCGAGGAGCAGCUGAACGGAGCUUGCGGCGGCGCCGAGGCCAACGGGCUUUCGGGGGCGGAGGGAGGUGGGGAGGAGGAGGAGGACGACGAGGAAGAGGAAGUACCGGUGGAUGAGAACUUGUUCACGGGCGAAGACCUGGAGGAGCUGGACGAGGAACUCAACACACUGGCGCUGGAAGAGUGAGCUCCUGAAGAGGGGGGGAGGGGGGGAAGACGGACUAAGGGACAAUCGGGAUCGAGCCGUGGAUGCAUGGAGCUAAACACAGACAGACGUUCUAAUGAUUUUAACUUCCAGAGACUCCAGUAAUAAAGCCUGAUUCUUUAAUGACAUCACUGCCCGUCUCUUGACGCCUCUGUCUUCUCACAUCCUGGCGCGUCCUCGGCCGUCUCUCAAUUCCCUCGCCGGGGUCGACUCCAUGUGAAAACAAGAUUUCUGCCGUUUCAUCCCGCAGGACAAACUCGCCAGCGUUACUCCUGAGAAAUCAGGCUUCCUUAUCGGUUAAAUAGUGAGACAUUGUAAGGGCCUCAACUCAAUAAAUGAAGUGACAUCGUCGGAUGUUUGAAUGAGUACUGAAGAUGGAUGAACAGGAGGGAUUCUGUUGUAAGAAACUGAAUCUGUUCACCUCAUACCAAAAUAAAAGGCUGGAGUUUGAAAAAGAUUUUACCGAGAGUUAAUUCAACUUUUUGAAAGAAGUCCACAAGAAGCUUCUAAUACGUUGCUCUUCUUCUGAGAGCAGAGCAGUAAUAAAGCCCCCAGCAGGGGGCGCAAACGUCCCAUUUCCAACACACAAUUGUAAAUAAUGUUCUCCUGAUGCCUCCUGAAGAAAUAAAAGAUUACUGUUCA